UGCUCCAGUACCAUAAAUACUCUCUUCUGGUCCUACACACAGCCAACACCAACAAUGGAAGACCUAAAUCCAAACAAAGCAAACUCACCUCCUUUAACACCACUUACUUUUCUUGAAAGAGCGGCCACCGUCUACGGUGAUUCUACAUCCAUCAUCUACAACUCCACCGCUUACACUUGGUCUCAAACCCACCGUCGAUGUCUUCAACUCGCUUCAUCUCUCUCAUCCAUCGGCAUCAACCGUGGCCACGUCAUCUCCGUCAUGGCCCCCAACAUUCCCGCCAUGUACGAACUCCACUUCGCCGUCCCAAUGGCCGGCGCUAUACUCAACACCAUUAAUACUCGUCUUGAUGCCCGCACAGUCUCUGUACUCCUCCGUCACAGCGAAACGAAGCUCCUCUUUGUUGAUAUUUUGUCCAAGUCUUUAAUCCUUGAAGCCAUCUCUCUUUUUCCACCAAAUGUUAAACCACCAAUUCUCGUCCUUAUUACUGACGAUGAGGUCUCAGAAUCUCUCAAAGCAUCAACAGCCGUUGACUUCACCGAUACUUACGAGAACUUGCUGAGUAAUGGUCAUCCAUACUUCAGGUGGGUCCGGCCAAAGAGUGAAUGGGAUCCAAUAGUAUUGAACUACACUUCGGGUACGACGUCGUCUCCGAAAGGUGUAGUUCAUUGCCAUAGAGGUUCGUUCAUCAUCACCGUCGACUCUCUCGUUGACUGGUCCAUUCCUAAACAACCGGUCUUCCUGUGGACCCUACCGAUGUUUCACUCAAAUGGAUGGAGCUACCCGUGGGGUAUGGCGGCAGUAGGUGGGACCAACGUCUGCCUUCGUAAAUUCGACGGGCCUACAGUCUACCGGUUGAUAAAUGACCACCACGUGACUCACAUGUGCGGUGCACCUGUGGUGCUCAACAUGUUAGCCAACUCUCCAAUCGAAAGUCAAACUCCAUUACAAAACCCAGUCCACAUCCUCACGGCGGGAGCUCCACCUCCGGCGGCAAUUCUCCUCCGGACUGAGUCAUUAGGUUUCAAAGUGAGUCACGGCUACGGUUUAACCGAAACCGGUGGAAUCAUUAUCUCCUGUGCCUGGAAAAAGAAGUGGAAUAUUUUCCCAGCAACAGAAAGAGCUAAGCUAAAAGCAAGACAAGGAGUAAGAACGAUUGGUAUGACGGAAGUAGACGUGGUAGAUACUGAGUCAGGAACGAGUGUGAAACGAGACGGGUUAUCACUCGGAGAAAUCGUUUUACGAGGUGGGUCACUCAUGUUAGGUUAUCUGAAAGAUCCGGCCAGCACAUCAAAGUGUAUGAAAGAGAACGGCUGGUUUUACACCGGCGACGUCGCUGUAAUGCAUCCAGAUGGUUAUGUAGAAAUUAAAGAUAGAUCCAAGGAUGUUAUUAUUAGCGGCGGAGAGAAUUUAAGCAGCGUUGAAGUUGAGUCAGUUUUAUAUACGAACCCCUUAAUCAACGAAGCAGCAGUUGUGGCUCGACCGGACGAGUAUUGGGGCGAGACGCCAUGUGCGUUUGUUAGUUUGAAGAAAGGCGAGUCAAUCAUAACAGAAAAGGAUAUAAUUGAUUAUUGCAGAGCUAAAUUGCCACAUUACAUGGUGCCAAAAACUGUGGUGAUUAAAGACGAAUUGCCAAAAACGUCGACGGGUAAGAUUCAGAAGUUUGUGCUUAGAGAAAUGGCUAAGGCAAUGGGGUCGUCAAAAGUGAGUCGCAUGUGACUCAAUUUAACGAGUCGGGCGAUUGUCUGGUAUGGUACAGAAAGAGUAUUAAAUGGGGUGAACGGUAAAUUAAGGUUUGGGUUUUAGUUUGUUCCAAUUUGGAAAAAUAAUUUUCCAAAUAUCUAAUAAAGGAAUAAAAUUACUCUAUAUAAUUGUCUUUUAAAAAAAAUAAAAAUACUAUCCGGAUUGUCAAUCAAGCAGUGGUCUGGUUGGUCUUGUGACUUAUGUGACCACGGUUGUUUUCACUAAUUUAGUAAGUCAAGGGAAUAGCUAUCUCCUGAUGUGUAGCCCACAAUAUUAUUUCAGUCCAUAAAAAUCUCUAAUAAAAAAAAAAUACUAUUUGGAUUA
Molecule: messenger RNA, 2067 nt
Organism: Jatropha curcas
Lineage: Eukaryota; Viridiplantae; Streptophyta; Magnoliopsida; Malpighiales; Euphorbiaceae
Product: 2-methylpropanoate--CoA ligase CCL4
Source: RefSeq, a predicted model, not a curated record